Aspergillus terreus NIH2624 is the source of this 1833-nucleotide messenger RNA. RefSeq names its product FACT complex subunit POB3. The transcript has 9 exons. Bases 1 to 1833 code for a protein of 610 amino acids. Gene Ontology annotation, cellular component: nucleus; FACT complex. Lineage: Eukaryota; Fungi; Ascomycota; Eurotiomycetes; Eurotiales; Aspergillaceae. The record is from RefSeq and is a predicted model, not a curated record. Gene Ontology annotation, molecular function: nucleosome binding; DNA binding; histone binding.
AUGUCGACCGUAUGCUAUCUUUCAUCCAUAGUACCAAGGGACCGCGUAGCCACGCGCAACGCGAGACUCCAGAAAAUUGGCUCUAUACUAGGAGAGCUCAUUUCGCCGCAGACUGUCCUUCUGGAGAGCUUCGAUAACAUUUACCUCGACCUCUCAAAGCAGACCGGAAGAUGUAAGCUCGCGGAGAGUGGUCUGGGAUGGAAGCCCUCCGGAGGCGGCGACACUUUCACCCUGGAUAGCAGCAAUGUCGCCGCGGCCCAAUGGAGUCGCGCUGCAAAGGGAUAUGAAUUGAAGAUCUUGUCGCGCACAUCCGGUGUCAUCCAGCUCGAUGGAUUUGACCAAGAGGAUUUCGAAAGACUCAGCAAGGCGUUCAAGAUUUGGUACGGCAUCAACCUAGAGAACAAGGAACAUGCGCUCCGAGGAUGGAACUGGGGCAAGGCGGAGUUCACGAAAGCCGAGUUAUCCUUCAACGUCCAGAACCGACCAGCGUUCGAGAUCCCUUACUCCGAAAUCUCCAACACGAACCUUGCGGGAAAGAACGAAGUCGCCGUCGAGUUUAACCUGGCCGCCGAUGGGACUUCCAACGCUCAGCCAGCUGGAAGCACGAAAAACAGGGGUCGCAAGGCGGCUGCGGGGCCCGAUGAGCUGGUCGAGAUGCGAUUUUACAUCCCUGGAACCGCCGUCAAGACGGAGAAGGGCGUGAAGGAAGAGGAUGGCGAGGAGCAGGAGAAUGGAGAGGAGGAAGGCGAGGAACAGAAUGCGGCCAAUCUCUUCUAUGAAACGCUCAUGGACAAGGCCGAGAUCGGCGACGUCGCCGGUGAUACCUUUGCUACUUUCUUGGAUGUUCUCCAUCUUACCCCGAGAGGUCGGUUCGAUAUCGAUAUGUACGAAUCCUCCUUCCGGUUACGCGGUAAGACAUAUGACUACAAGAUUCAAUACGCAUCGAUCAAGAAGUUCUUCCUUCUGCCGAAGAAUGACGACACCCACACACUCAUUGUCCUGGGUCUUGAGCCUCCCCUUCGGCAGGGUCAGACUCGGUACCCCUUCCUGGUUAUGCAGCUCAAGCUGGACGAGGAGAUUAGUCUGGAGCUAAACAUGACCGAUGAGCUGUUGGAAACUCGCUACAAGGAUAAGUUGGAACCUCGCUAUGAAGAGCCUAUCCACCAGGUCGUUACGAAGAUCUUCCGCGGGUUGUCGGGCAAGAAGGUCAUCAUGCCCUCUAAAGACUUUGUCAGCCAUCAUGGCCACAGCGGUGUCAAGUGCUCUAUCAAGGCAAAUGAAGGCCUUUUGUACUUCUUGGAUAAGAGCUUGAUUUUCGUCCCGAAGCCGGCCACAUAUAUCCAGCUUGAGAACGUCGGUGUGGUCACGAUGUCUCGUGUUGGCGGUGCUGUGUCGGCGAGCCGCACAUUCGAUAUUACGGUGAGCCUGAAGGGUGGAAUGGGAGAACACCAGUUCAGCAACAUCAACCGUGAGGAACAACAGCCUUUGGAAGACUUCUUCAAGGCGAAGAACAUUCGGAUCAAGAACGAAAUGUCCGAUGAUACUUCCGCGCUUAUUGCUGCGGCCCUUGACAAUGAGGAUAUGGCCUCUAGUGACGAAGACGGCGGGCGUGCGGACCGGGGUUCGGCCGACGAAGAUGAGGAGUCGGUCGACGAGGACUUCCAUGCCGAAUCGGACUCGGACGUCGCGGAGGAAUAUGACUCUGCCCAUGAAAGCAGCGGCAGCGGAAGUGAUGCGGAGAUGGAUGAUGCUUCGGAUGCAGGGGAGGAGGACGAGGAUGUCGACAUGUCGGAGGAGGAACGCCCGAAGAAGAAAUCGAAGGUUGGGAAAUGA